UGUUGUUUGAUGAUUAUUUAGCAAGUUUGUUACAUGCAGCAGCAGCAUAUUAGCAACGGCUGCCGCCAGUUUGAAAAGUCUUAGUAACUUUUUUUUUUUUGAUUUUUUAAUGCGACACAACAAAUAAAAAGUGAAACUUUUUUCUUCAAAAAAAGUGCUACCAACCAAUAGCACUUAAUGAAGUUAUAAAAAAAAAAAUCAAAAACAAACCGUUAAGGAUAACAAAAAAUCUUAAAAAAAUUAUAAAUACUUAAAGCAAUAAAUUCAACUUUAACUUUAUUUCUUGGUUAUUUUUCUUAACAAUAACCCUUAAUUGGAUUUAAUUUUUGCCAUUUAUAUAGUUUAUGAUCCCCUGACAGCAAUGAUUACCGAUCGCAACAAAUUGAAUUUUGUUACGAUACAAUGGUUGUGGUUUUUAUGUCUCAUAUUGGUUGCAUUUAGUAGCGGCAACACAUGGAUACAUUAUGCCCAGGCCACACAAUCGCAGACGCCACAACAACAACAACAACAGCAGCAGCAAUUGCAAUCAACUUUACAACUGCAGCAACAACAACAACAACAAGAAGUAGUAGCAGUAGAGAGCAAUGGACCAACAACAACAGCAGCAGUACAACAAAAACAACAAGAUGUAACAGUGCGCAACUUUUCGCCACGCAUGGACUACAACAACAAUGAAUGGCGUCCAGUAGGACGUGGAGAUCCCUUGAAAAAUGAUCCUACAUUUGAUUAUAGUCCUCCCACCCUGGAUCGUGUUAGAUACUGGGCUGAUUCGGAUAAGGAAAAAGACAAAACGGAAGAGGUAUCAGCAGCCUUAGUAGAUGCAAAGCUAAAAAAGGCAAAUCCGGGUAAAAACGAAAUCUUAUUAUUGGGUGUUACAGGCGAUAGAAUGCGUGGUGGGGCACCGGUGCAGCAACAUGUACCGCAUGUGUUAAAGAAUGCUAAGGGUGAAACGCCAUUGUUACAACCAAAAUACACUUCGAUAAGACGCUCAUAUUAUGCUCAUCAAUUGCCCACCCAUUUGAUGCCACCACCCAUGCAACCAAUGCAACCAGCUACACAGCAAAAUCAGUUACCAUCAUCUUCUCAAAUGCAGCAACAUCAAUCGCAACAACAGCAGUCACAAUCUGCGGCACAGUCACAUUCCCAGCAUCAUCAAGUAUCAGCAAUGCAUAUGGUAAAACCAGCUCAUUCGGAAUAUCGUCAUAAUAUGCCGGGACAUUCUUAUAUGACCUCAUCUCCCAUGAGCUCUAUGAGUGUUCAUUCAAAACCCUAUUAUAUGUCUACUGCCACACAACCUUGGAUGCAUACCACUAGUUCAGCUUCCAAGGGUGGGGCAUCCACUUCGUCUUCUUCCGGCCAUUCUCCCUUAAUGAUGUCUGGCAAUUCUCAUCGUUAUUCACAUCCCCAGACACAUGAUUCUCACCAUCAAGAGUCUGUCAACUAUGUAACCUAUCACACUCGCCCUAGUCUAACGAGUACACCCUCCAUUAUGUUGGGCAUGAAUAUUGCCAGCAUGGGACAUCAUGAAAUCUAUUCUCCCAAUUCGAUUAGAGGUGCCUCUAGUGGUCAUCAUAAAUCAACGUUGUCUAGCUCUAGGAAACCUUGGAUACACGAUUUAUUACAAAAAGAAUUCAUCAAACCCGUAAAACCUACACAGAACCCCAAUUCAUAUCAUGUGGAAACUAUUAAAUCUUCACAUAUGGAGCCACAGCAGCAUUUCGAACCGGUUAUGCGACCACAAGGUAUUAGCACUACCUAUGCUCCAGUAACAUUUGUAACACCUACUAUGCCUAGCACCACUAGCACUACCCAAACUGUUUAUAUAACCAGUACUACCCAAAAACAAACUACUACAACUACACCUCCCUCUCCCAUGUACAGUUCAACUCCAUCAACGUAUACAACUACCCAUGCUCCCCGUACUACUACCACUUUAAGUCCAACCAGAUUAUUAAUACCGAACACCAGUAAUUUAGCUUAUCGUCCAACUGUGGCACCCGUUAAAAUGACUACCGACUCAUUGUUCUCGCAUUACAAUCAACCGGAGAAACCACUACGCGGACCCAUGUAUUUGAUUAUUGAGGGUCAUUCGAAGGUCAAAACUUAUGGUAAAGAUGAAUUAGAUCCUCAUAAACCGAAAAUUGUACCCGUUAUACCGAAACGUGAACCAGUGGUAAGAAAGGCUGAUCCCAAUGAAAAGCGGGGUACACCAGAAACUUUCCAAGUUAAACAUUUGCAUACAAAAACCACGAAGCCUAUGGAGACAUCAGCUACAAAACCAACAACCACAAAACCAGCAGUAACAAAAGCUACAACUGCAAAACCUGCCGCCACAAAAGCUACCACUGCAAAACCAUCGGCUACAAAAGCUACAACUGCUAAAGCAGCCGUUGCGAAAGCUACAACCACAAAACCACCUACCGCCACAAAAACUACCACCAAGCAACCUGCAAUGAAAACUACUACCACUACUACCGUAAAGCCUAAAACUACCGUCAAAACCACAACAACUACAAAACCAACACCUAAGAAAGUAAUAACAUCUACAACAACCACAACUACCAAACCUACAACAACCAAACCUGCUCCCAAAAUAAGCCUUACAACUACGGCCAUCCCAGCAAAACCUAAAUUUGAAAAAAUCGACAGCAAAGAAGUCAAAAAUUCCGCUAAGAACGAGUUAAAAAUGUCUGCCAAACUUACAAAUCCCAAUGCUUUAGAAGCUCCACAAAAACCCAGUCAAACCUUAAUUAACGAACCUCCCACGGGUAUGCAAGGACUUUUAAGCUUUUUAGACUCUUCUCUUGAUAGCAUUUUUAAAGAAGAACCCAUAGCUGAUAACGCUCCUAAAAUGGAAAUUAAGGAUAGCACAACCAAACUAAAGCCUAUAGCAAUGAAACCCAGCAGUCCUCAACAAAUCGAGGCCAGAGUUAGCACAAAAUUGGAAGCGAUAAAAGCAGAAGACUAUGAGGAUUAUGUAGAUGAUAACUAUUUCCAAAUGACUACCGAGUAUAUACCACGUGAAACUCGACAAGUUUUUGACUACGAUCAAUUACCCGAAUCGAGAAUAAACCUUAAAGAUGAUGCCAAUUUCGGAGAUUUCUUAGAACAAAUUGAUGAUGAAGAUGAUUUGUCGACUUUUAAUUUCGAUGAUGAAUACGAAGAUGAAGAUGAGGAGGAAGUUGAGGGUCAAAAGCCUACAGCUGUAAAUUCCUCCAAUAAACCGCACAAUCUCAUAAAACGUAUUGAUUCCCUAGUUAGCAGCAGUGUAGAAGAUGACUUUGAUGAUCUUUCCUCUUUAGUUGAUGGCGAUGAUGAAGACGCUUUAUCCGAUUUGGCUAGAAAUCAACCACGACAACAACAACAACCCCAGGCUAAAAAAGCGUAACACUAAACUUGUAAAAUUUUUGGCGAAAACGAAAACAACUAUUUUUAGUUUUAUUUUUAAAGUUAAUAAUCUAUAGUUUAAAAGUAUUUUUUUAUACUGUUCUAUACCAAAUCUUAAAAUAUCUUUGAAAUCUUUUUUAUUUCUUUUUGCACAAGUUGUAGUAUUUUUUUUUUAUAAUUUAUUUUUUGUAUUGUUGUAAUUGUAUAUAAAACAGCUUUAUUUUGCAAGAGAAAUCAAGUAGUAACAGAUGCAGAAAAAUCCUCUGAAGAGUCGUUUAAAUUUAAGUUAAAAUACCAUCACGUUUAUUUUUGUGAUUGUUUAUUUAUUUUAGAAUUUAAGUGUAAAUUAUUGAAUAAAAAUUAUUUAUUAAAUAA
Lucilia sericata (common green bottle fly) is the source of this 3762-nucleotide messenger RNA. Its product is annotated as flocculation protein FLO11. The coding region runs from base 362 to 3388 and encodes 1008 amino acids. The record is from RefSeq and is a predicted model, not a curated record. The transcript is spliced from 3 exons. Lineage: Eukaryota; Metazoa; Arthropoda; Insecta; Diptera; Calliphoridae.